Messenger RNA from Manis pentadactyla (Chinese pangolin), 1670 nucleotides. It is a transcript of the gene PRDM7, whose product is annotated as PR/SET domain 7. Gene Ontology annotation, biological process: positive regulation of reciprocal meiotic recombination; regulation of DNA-templated transcription. Gene Ontology annotation, molecular function: histone H3K4 methyltransferase activity; protein binding; recombination hotspot binding. Gene Ontology annotation, cellular component: nucleus. The transcript is spliced from 9 exons. The record is from RefSeq and is a predicted model, not a curated record. Bases 426 to 1628 code for a protein of 400 amino acids. Lineage: Eukaryota; Metazoa; Chordata; Mammalia; Pholidota; Manidae.
UCCAUGAUUGUCAGCCUGACCCCAGUCGUGGCAUCCAGUGCUCCGCAUCUCCCUGAAACUCCUCCAGCCGUGCCCUCUGAGGCACAUCCACAGCCAGGGCCCUCCAGGCACCUUCGCCUCCUUUCCUCAGAGGGCCUGAGCUGCAGGGAACUAAAGAAACAAAAUUCAGCUCAUGUUAGGCUGGUUGUGGCCACUGGAGAUGCUCCCAUCCCACCAAUGCCCCCCACCACCAUCUUUCCCCACUGGGUCCCCACAUCUUCCUGCCCUGGACAGGAAGACAGAGCUGCAUCAGGGCAGUGGUCUGGGCCGUCACCCCCUCUCAGCACCUUCUCCCUUCACAGGUGCCUUGGCUUUGGGGCUGGAAGACUUAGGGACACUUGCCGGCAUCAGAGUCCCAGCAGGACCUGCCUGGCCAUCCCAGCACCAUGAGCUCCGACAGGUCCCUGGAGGAGAACAGUGAGGGCCACUCAAAGGCAACGAGCUGGAAGGCCACGGUGAGAGAUGCUUUCAAAGACAUUUCCAUAUACUUCUCCAAGAAAGAAUGGACAGAGAUGGGAGACUGGGAGAAAAUCCGAUACAGGAAUGUGAAAAGGAACUAUGAAGCACUGGUCGCUAUAGGUCUCAGAUCUCCUCGACCAGCUUUCAUGCGUCGUCACAGGCAGGCCAUCAAGCCCCAGGUGGAUGACACUGAGGAUUCUGAUGAAGAAUGGACGCCCAGUCAGCAAGUCAAACCUCCUUGGAUGACCUUCAGAGUGGAACAGAGUAAAUACCAGAAGGGAACAUCCAAGGCGCCACGAAGUGGUGAAUCUAGUUUGAAGAAAUUCUCAAAAACAGCAAACUUUCUGAACAUAAGUGGCUCAGAGCAGGCCCAGAAGCCAGUAUCCCCUCCUGGAAAAACAAGUACCUCUGGACAUCACUGUAGACAAAAAAUGGAACGUGGAAGAAAGGAGACUGAAGUAAAGACAUACAGCCUACGAGAAAGAAAGGUCUGCACAUACCAAGAGGUCAGCGAGCCCCAGGAUGACGACUACCUCUAUUGUGAGAAGUGUCAGAACUUCUUCAUUGACAGUUGUACUACUCAUGGCCCCGCUACAUUUAUAAAGGACACUGCAGUGGACAAGGGAUAUCCCAACCGCUCAGACCUCACUCUGCCCCCUGGGCUGAAAAUCAGACCAUCGAGCAUCCCUGAGGCUGGGCUUGGAGUGUGGAAUGAAACAUCUGAUCUGCCACUGGGUCUGCACUUUGGCCCCUAUGAGGGCCACAUCACAGAAGAUGAAGAGGCAGCCAACAGCGGGUAUUCCUGGCAGAUCACCACAGGAAGAAACUCCUAUAAGUAUGUGGAUGGAAAGGAUAAAUCUUGGGCCAACUGGAUGAGGUAUGUAAACUGCGCCAGGGAUGAUGAUGAGCAGAACCUGGUGGCUUUUCAGUAUCACAGUCAGAUCUUCUACAGAACCUGCCAGGUCAUCAGGCCAGGCUGUGAACUGCUGGUCUGGUAUGGAGACGAGUAUGGCCAGGAGCUGGGCAUCAAGUGUGGAAGCAAGUGGAAGGGAGAGCUCACAGCACAGAGAGGUGGGCACCACUGUUCUUUAAAGUGGAAAGAAAUUAAAGGAUUCUUGGGAAUUUCAUAGUCCAACUCUUAAGAAGAGUAAAAUCCAGAUAAAGUCAGUAAA